Anoplopoma fimbria (sablefish) is the source of this 866-nucleotide messenger RNA. RefSeq lists its product as uncharacterized. The record is from RefSeq and is a predicted model, not a curated record. The transcript is spliced from 5 exons. Bases 46 to 864 code for a protein of 272 amino acids. NCBI's taxonomy places the organism in Eukaryota, Metazoa, Chordata, Actinopteri, Perciformes, Anoplopomatidae. Gene Ontology annotation, molecular function: glycine N-acyltransferase activity. Gene Ontology annotation, cellular component: mitochondrion.
GCUUCCUUGAUACUCCGGACCGGAAGGAUUUAACCAGAAACUACCAUGGAACUGAACGAAGAGCAGCUGAAAAUGACCGAGACUCAGCUGCAAAGAUAUUUACCUCGGUCACAACAGGUUUAUGGUUGUCUGGUCCUCAGAAACAGAGUCCGAUCAGACCCUGUGAGGGUUUUAGUGGACAGAUGGCCAGAGUUCAAUGUCCUUGUCUGCAAACCCCAAUAUGAACAGAAGGGUGAUCUCUUCAAAGACAUAAUGGUUUUUGCAAAGGAUGAAUCUCUACUUGAGGAAACCAUAAGGAAGUCCUCUGUUAUUGACUGGACCCGGUACCUUUGCCUUGGAAUCAAUCUUCGCCACAUAGAGAUAUUCAAAGCAGUGGCUUCAGAAAAAGGCGUGUCCAGCAGAAAACUGGCAGUGUGUCACCUGAUGAGACUGGAGGAUGUAUCCAACCUUCCCUCUCUAGACAGCACAGGGAUCUCACUACGCUCUCUGGAUGAAUCCCACGUCGGCUUGGUGAAUCAGACAUGGAAGUUUGGAAAGAACGAGGGCUCCCUCAGAAUGAUCGGGAAUAUGCUCGCAAACUUCCCCUCCUGCUGCGUGCUGGACCGAGAAGGGAAGCCUGCAUCCUGGAUCCUGACCUACGCGUCGUGUGCGAUGGGCAUGUUGUACACUCUGCCAGAGCACAGAGGGAAAGGCUACGCCAAAGUCCUGAUCAGCGCCAUUGCCAAGAGACUCCACGCUCAGGGCUACCCAGUGUACUGCUUCAUCGAGGAGGAGAACCAGGUCUCCCACAGGCUCUUUAAAAGCCUGGGCUUCAUUGAGGACCCCUCGUACAGGGAAGCCUGGUUUGGUUUCAAUGAUUUUUAAAU